This is a messenger RNA of Bacillus rossius redtenbacheri, 2687 nucleotides long. RefSeq names its product serine/threonine-protein kinase greatwall (gene gwl). The transcript is spliced from 12 exons. Gene Ontology annotation, biological process: intracellular signal transduction; peptidyl-serine phosphorylation. The record is from RefSeq and is a predicted model, not a curated record. The coding region runs from base 135 to 1904 and encodes 589 amino acids. Gene Ontology annotation, molecular function: ATP binding; protein serine/threonine kinase activity. Lineage: Eukaryota; Metazoa; Arthropoda; Insecta; Phasmatodea; Bacillidae.
UUUCGAAAUGUAAACGAAAGAUUUGAAAAUCGUUUUGCUACUGUGCUUUGCUUGGGAUUUUAACUUAAAUUCCGAAAUGUGACGUGUUUAUUCAAGACACACGUGUUUUAAGAUAGCAUAUAUUGAGGCGAAUAAUGGCUUUUGAUAGUAAUACGAUUUGUAAAGAAAAGAAUAAUUUUGUUGAGGGUUCAAUUUUGGACACAAUAAUUUCAAAAACGAAAGAUAGUGUAAAGGCUCCAGAAAUUGAAGACUUUGAAAUCAUCAAACCAAUUAGCAGAGGAGCUUUCGGGAAGGUGUUCCUUGGGUGUAAAAAAAAUGCACCUGAUAACUUGUAUGCUAUAAAGGUGAUGAAGAAAUGUGAAAUGAUAAACAAGAAUAUGGUCAGCCAGGUCGUCACGGAACGCAAUGCCCUGGCCUUGUCCAGCAGCCCCUUCUGUGUGCAGCUCUUCUACUCCCUGCAGUCACCGUCGUGUGUGUUUCUGGUGAUGGAGUACAUGGUUGGGGGCGACCUGAAGUCCCUGCUCGGGACGUACUCGUACUUCGAGGAGCCCAUGGCGGUGUUCUAUGCUGCGGAGGUCAUCCUGGCCUUGCAGUACCUGCACGCCCACGGGAUCGUGCACCGCGACCUCAAGCCUGACAACAUACUCGUCUCCGCUCAGGGGCACAUCAAGCUGUCGGACUUCGGCCUCAGCCGCAUCAACCUGCAUAGAGAUCUGGAGAUGUCAGACCUCAUGAACUGCACGCCAACCACGCUGGUCAGCCGCACCCCUGGGCAGCUACUGUCUCUCACAUCACACCUUUCUUUUGGUUCGGGGAACAAUUACCCGUGUUGGAUGGCACUGGACAAGGGCAGCUCGUCAUCAAAUUCCCCAAGCAAAGUGUUUUUGGAGAAGAACGAGGACAUGUCGCAGCACAGCGAGGUGGGGUGGCCGACCUCCCCUCAGCCAAUGAGCAUAUCCUGCGUGUCUAGCGACCCGGCGCUCUCUCCGCCCGGCUCGGCUCAGGUGAGCCCCCUCGCCGGCCGCCUGGGCGACGGCCCCAGCCCCACGGCCUUCAAGCGGCCUGGCGCGGCCGGGCGCAAGCGGGCGGUGUCGGCCGACGGCUCGCCACGGGCGACCGGCGUCACGCAGGAGCUGGUGCUGCUCGACAUCACCAACACCUACAGCAGCACGCCGCUGAAGCGCCGCCGGGCGACCAGCCCCGUCAAGAAGGGCGUGCUGAAGAAGCGGGGCCUGGCGCGUGACACAGGGGAGGCACCCCACAUGUUCUCCACCCCCGUUUCCAGUCUGGUGAAGACCACCCGCUUCGACCUGCCCGACAGCAUAGUCAUCACCCCUCCCAGCGGUCUGGGCGAGGCACAGCAGGGGUGUGGGCUGUUCAGCCCUAUCAUGCCGGCUGGCUGCCCCGCCCCAAGCGCACAGUUCCAGACCCCGAAGGCGGUGCGACUGGGCAAGCAGGCCAGCGACCAGCGGGUCCUCGGCACGCCCGAUUACCUCGCCCCGGAGCUGUUGCUGCAGCAAGGACACGGAUCAGCAGUUGAUUGGUGGUCACUCGGGGUCUGCCUUUACGAGUUUUUGAUGGGGUUCCUGCCCUUCAACGCGGAAACCCCUCAAGCUGUGUUCAACAACAUUCUCAAAAGAGCCAUCCCGUGGCCGAGCGAGGACGAGUGGGAACUGUCGAGCGACGCCCGGGCGGCCAUCGACGCGCUGCUCACGCUGGACCCGCUGCAGCGGCCGAGCGGCGGCCAGGUGCGGGGCAUGCCGCUCUUCUCCGGCCUCGACUGGAGCAACCUGCUUCGUGCUGAGCCUCCCUUCGUCCCGCACCCGGACAGCAGCGCCGACACCUGCUACUUCCAGCGUCGCAACAUCCUGCAACAGUUGAAUGUUUCCAACAUAGAGUUUUAACAACCUCCAGCUAAGCCUUGUUGUAGAGAAACAUGAGCUUGGUGAUAUGUUGAUCCUCUUUUAGUUGAAACAAAUUUAUUUGCUUGUAAAAUAUAACUAAUUAAAAUUUUAAUUCAAGAGUUCUUCUGUUGUGCUAUAGGAACAGAUGUGAUUUGUGUGUGUCUAGUCUCAAAAUAGGGUGCUUUUAUUAUUACACAUUCUAGUAAGCAGGGAGAAAAUUGCGGAGAUUGCAGCAAAAUGAUGGUAUUGAAUUCUAAAAGUUUUUAUGGAAAAAAAAAUUGUCGGUAAAAACUUUAUAAAAAGUCUUGAGCACACCUUAUAAGACCAAGUACAUAAAUGUGUGAGGUAAUGUUUUCUCCAGUGGGUAGUAUAAUCUUAGGAAUGUACUAAAUUGUACACUUUCAUGCUUUUCCAUUUCUUUCAAAGUUGGAACUAUAGAAUUUUUUGCUCCUUGUGAUUAACUUUACAAAAUAUUUAAUUGUUUUUAUUUUUUUAUUUAUUGCUUCACUUACCUGUAUGUAGUAUGUAUGUUGUGACCUAUCACUGUAGCUCUGUGAUAUGUUCCCAACGUUCUCAAUGGCGUGACUUCAUUUGGGGAGUAGUGAAACUUGUUGUAAAAACUUCUAAAAGGACCAGAAAAUGUUUUGUUAAAUAUGUACCAAAAGAGUUGUACUUUUUAUGGUUUUACACAUUUGAUGUAUUUUAUGGGAUAAAUAUUUGCAGUGUUAAAUUAGCAGCGAAAUUUUUACAGUAUUUGUAAAAUAAAUGCCGAAGUCAAAAAUA